AGGGAGGCUCAAGAUUCAGCUUAAAUUCAACAGCGAUGGCAUCUAGCUGGGGACAUGAGGUUGUGGGCGACAAGAACAUGUUUUCUUUGCCUAUACUUUUGCACAGGAGCAGGUGAUGAAGCCAUCCCUGACAAAGUGGGCGUUGAGGUGCACCUUUCCAAGCAGGAGAGAGCGGCACUCAAGAAGGUCGAGUGCAGCAUGUGCACUGCGAUUAUCAGCGAGAUGCAUGCAGAGGUGGCACGGCACAGCAUGAUUAGCAAAGGUGUUGGGUCUGAAGACCAAGUUUGGGAGACCUCGAAUGCCAUGUGCUUGGCCUUGCUUCAGAAAUAUCAGCUGAAUUUGGGCAGCGAGCCCAGCCUGCAGAAGAAGGAGGAGGAUGAUGAGAUGGCGAUGGCAGCUGCUGCUGAAGCCGGAAGGCAGCAUGACUUCAUGCGUGCCAUGUUGGUCCUGAAAAUGGGGUGCCAACAAUGGUUGGAAGACUAUGGUGGUGAUACUUCUGGAUUCAUUUUCAAGUCCGUGAAGGAGGGAUCUCAAUCGCCGGCGGGGGCAGCGAAGGAGUUCUGCGUUCGAGCGAGGCAAUGCGGCAAGGCCAAGGACCGGAAGAAACAGCAAAAGGCCAAAGAGAAAGAACGCUUGAAACAGCGCAUGAAGAUGGCAGAAGAGGCCGAGAGAAAAGAAGCGGAACAACGCAAAGAUGAUCCGAUGAGUUCCUUGCCAGAAGAUUCCAAGUUGGGUAUCCAGCGCAUGCUUGAGAUGGCACGAGAUGAUCCCCUACAUUAUUUGGAGGAUGAUGCCAAGGAGCGUGUGCAGAAAGCUCGUCACGACCUGCGCUGUAGCGUGUGUGGCACCAUCUUGCAAGAUGCGUUCCAGACGCUGAAAGCAAGGCCAAAGAGCCUGCAGAGUGAACAUGAGAUCUUGACGAUCAUGGAGAAGAUCUGCGAGGGAGGCGCCGAUCGCUCGCUCCCCAGCUACUUUGGCAUCGAUCCGCCCCCCUUGCCUCCAAGAUGGACCGACCACUGGCGUCCGGUCCGGACGGAGAAGGGCUUCGUGUUGAAAGGCUGGAAAAAGGGGGCCGCCAAGCGGCAGAAGUGGAGGAAGCUCGCAGAGGAGGGGAAGCAAAAGCCAGUGGGGAUCGAUGAAAACGAGCAAGAUAUGAUGCUGACGAUGACGUGCAAGGACAUUUUGGAACCCGAGCGCUUCUCUGAGUCGCUCUUCCGCCACAUGACCUCCUGUCAGGCACAGGAGGCCUGCCACGCUGCAAGCGCUGCUGCCAACGAGGUGUGCCGCGCGGCUUCUUCCGGUCGGCCGUGCGUCGAAGGGAAGUCAGAGCUAUGAAGGAAUGAACAGCUAUGAAGGAUUCCUUCCUAUGGGGACAGAAUGGGAUGGAUAGAAUGUAGAUCGUUUGUUCGGCCCGGUGCUGCGAAGAACGUGGGCACGCCAAAGAA
Messenger RNA from Durusdinium trenchii, 1445 nucleotides. Lineage: Eukaryota; Dinophyceae; Suessiales; Symbiodiniaceae. The record is from the annotation of a GenBank genome assembly.